Molecule: messenger RNA, 600 nt
Organism: Strongylus vulgaris
Lineage: Eukaryota; Metazoa; Nematoda; Chromadorea; Rhabditida; Strongylidae
Source: the annotation of a GenBank genome assembly
AUGGUAAUUCCAUGGAAAGUCUAUCUAAAGCUUUUCAAUGGCCCUGUAGCCACAAACGGCUUAUAUGAAUCGCUGCCAGCACUCUGCUUGAAGAAUGCUAGAGUAGGUUACAAUGAAAGUCCGAUCGCUGUCGUUUUGUUCGUGAUUCCCAGGUUUUACAUAGAGCACUCUCGUGCUGUGCUAUUUGUAGGUAGUUUAGAUAUGGCUGGCUUUAGUUAUGACACACAUGAAGAUGAUUCCUGUGAAGACGAUUUUUUAUUGUGCUGUGGACUUUUCUAUGUAACGGGCUUGCUAGCCGCCGUUGUCUUCAUAUGCGCUGCAGCAUUUUCAUUUUUGGGCAUAGCUACAAAUGCUAUCCAGCAGCAUCACAUCGACUCUCGUCCUCUGAGAGAUCUCUACUUGCAGUACGAUCUGGAUCCAGACGAUGAAAUCACACAAACGAUUGCUGCCUGGUCAGUCCUAGUUAUACUGCUAGUAAUACUCGCAAUAUCUGUAUUUUCCUGGUGGGUUAUCUACAACACAUACCGAAUCUAUGCAUCCAGAGAUCGAACAAAUCGUUCUGGCUACUGUCAAGGUCUGCCAACUACCGAACGCCUGUAA